AUGUCCUUAAACAUUCUAGUAAUUGGUAAUGGUGGAAGAGAACAUGCCAUUGUUUGGAGGCUCUUACAAUCAUCCAGUGUCAACCACAUUUAUGUAGCUCCAGGUAAUGGAGGUACAACUACCCAAUCAUCGAAAGUUACUAAUGUUCCAAUCAGUUCAUCACCUAAAGAUUUCCAAAAAUUGCAAGAUUUUGCUGUUGAAAAAAAGAUUAAUUUAGUUGUUCCUGGUCCUGAGCAACCUUUGGUUGAUGGUAUCACCCAAGUUUUCACCUCUGUUGGUAUUCCCGUAUUUGGACCUAGCGCCAAAGCUGCCAUUAUGGAGGGUUCAAAAGCAGCUUCUAAAGAAUUCAUGGAAAGACAUCAAAUACCCACUGCUAGAUUUAAGAACUUCACCAACGUUGACGAGGCAAAGAAAUAUAUCGAGGAAAUUGAUUAUAAAUUAGUUUUGAAAGCUGAUGGAAUUGCUGCUGGAAAAGGUGUAUUGAUUCCGGAGACUAAAGAAGAAGCAUUAAAAGGUUUGAAUGAAAUUAUGGUGGAUAAAAACUUUGGAGAUGCUGGUAAUGAAAUCGUCAUCGAAGAGUAUCUCGAAGGUGAUGAAUUGAGUAUAUUGACCAUUACUGAUGGAUACACUUUUUACAACUUGCCAGCUGCACAGGACCACAAAAGAAUUGGUGAUGAAGAUAAGGGUUUAAAUACUGGAGGUAUGGGAGCUUAUGCACCUGCACCAAUUGCUACAAAGGAAGUGUUGACUAAAAUAGAUCAAGAGAUUAUCAAGCCUACUAUUGAUGGAAUGAGAAAGGAUGGAUUCCCAAUGUGUGGUGUUUUAUUCACUGGUAUUAUGUUGACUCCAUCGAAGCAGCCAAAAGUUUUAGAAUACAAUGUCAGAUUCGGUGAUCCAGAAACUCAAACCGUUUUGCCAUUAUUGAGUGAUGACACUGAUUUAGCUCAAGUUAUGCUUGCAGCUGCUGAACAUAGAUUAGAUUCGGUGAAAAUUGCUACAAAACCAUUGUUUUCAACUACUGUUGUCAUGGCUGCAGGUGGCUAUCCAGAAGCAUAUGGUAAGGGAGAUGAAAUUACAGUUAAAGAACCAUUGCCAAAGGAUACUUUUAUUUUCCAUGCUGGUACUGGUGCUACUGAUGGUAAGGUUGUCACCAGUGGUGGAAGGGUUAUUGCCGCCACUGCUUUGGGUGACACCUUGAGAGAAUCUGUCAACAGAGCUUAUGUUGGCGUUGACCAUGUUAGUUUCCAUAAAAAAUACAACAGAAAAGAUAUCGCUCAUAGAGCAUUCCGUGAUGCCGAGAAGUUUAAACAAGGUAGUGGUGUCACUUACGCUGAAUCGGGUGUCUCGGUCGACAAUGGUAACUUGUUGGUACAAAACAUCAAAAACAAAGUUAAAUCUACCGCGAGAGCAGGUGCUGAUUCCGAUAUUGGAGGUUUUGGAGGUUUGUUUGAUUUGAAAGCUGCUGGAUACAACACUGCCAACACUUUAUUAGUUGCUGCUACUGAUGGUGUUGGAACCAAGUUGAGAAUCGCUCAAAUCAUGAACAUACACAAUACCGUCGGUAUUGAUUUAGUAGCCAUGAAUGUUAACGACUUGGUUGUCCAAGGUGCUGAACCGUUGAUGUUUUUGGAUUACUUUGCCACUGGUAAAUUAGAUGUCGAAGUUGCUGCGCAAUUUGUUGAUGGCGUUGCCAAUGGUUGUAUUGAGGCUGGAUGCGCUUUGGUUGGUGGUGAAACUUCAGAAAUGCCGGGAAUGUACGAUGAAGGUCAUUACGAUACCAAUGGUACUGCUGUUGGUGCUGUUGACAAGAACAAGAUAUUACCAAAAGUCUCCGACAUGAAAGCAGGUAAUGUGCUUAUCGGAUUGAGGUCAAACGGUAUUCACUCCAAUGGGUUCUCAUUGGUGCGUAAAAUUAUUGAAAUAAGUGAAUUUGAUUAUCAAUCACCAGCACCAUGGAACACAUCCAAAACCAUUGGAGAAGAAGUUCUUGUACCAACUAAAAUCUAUGUCAGGCAAUUGUUGCCUAGUAUAAAUGAAGGGUUAUUAUUAGGUUUAGCUCAUAUCACUGGUGGUGGAUUGGUGGAAAACAUCCCACGUGCAUUGCCUAAACAUUUGCAAGCCAAAGUUGAUAUAAGUAAAUGGCAAGUUCCAGAAAUUUUCAAGUGGUUUGGUAAACAAGGUCAAGUUCCAGUGCAUGAUAUUUUAAAGACUUUCAAUUUAGGUAUUGGUAUGGUCUUGAUUGUCGAGAAAGCCAAUGUUGAUAAGGUCUUGGAAAGUUUAGAGAACGCUGGUGAGAAAGAUGCUCUUGUUAUUGGUGAAUUAGUUGAAAAGAAGGAAGGAGAAGAAGGAUGUGUUGUUGAAAAUUCUGAAGGAUUAUAUUAG
Messenger RNA from Lodderomyces orthopsilosis Co 90-125, 2382 nucleotides. RefSeq names its product bifunctional aminoimidazole ribotide synthase/glycinamide ribotide synthase (gene ADE5,7). NCBI's taxonomy places the organism in Eukaryota, Fungi, Ascomycota, Pichiomycetes, Serinales, Debaryomycetaceae. The coding region runs from base 1 to 2382 and encodes 793 amino acids. Gene Ontology annotation, cellular component: cytosol. The record is from RefSeq and is a predicted model, not a curated record. The transcript has a single exon. Gene Ontology annotation, biological process: adenine biosynthetic process; 'de novo' IMP biosynthetic process. Gene Ontology annotation, molecular function: metal ion binding; phosphoribosylformylglycinamidine cyclo-ligase activity; ATP binding.